CAGCUGUCAACAUUGGAGACGAAAAUAGUGAAAAAAAAUACAAAAACCGUGUCAGGUGGAAGGUUAGAAAAUCGUUGUGAGUUUGUUGUAACUACCAAAGCUCACGAAAUGAAAUCGAACGAAGUGAACAAACUAGGCACGCCUAAUCUUUUCGUAAGUUCACUCUGGCUGUUCCUGCAUACCGUCUUCACCUGGAUUGAGUAUUUGUUGCGGUUGCUUCGACGGUGCCGGAAAGCCAUCUAUCACAUCCAGCCGCUCGGAACAGCUAUUGCAUCUUACCGCGUGAAACAAUCCCAACAGUACGUGAAGUCGCAGCUUCAGACGGUCGCAAAAAUUCCAACCCAUCUCGUUGUGUUGCUGGGUCCUGAGCAGCCUGAUUAUCAACGAUUAUCGCAGUUUAUUUACUGGUCGCAUGCAGCUGGUAUUGCGUACGUUAGUUUCUACGACCACAAUGGUACUAUUAAACGUAAUCAUGAGCAAAUCAAACGAUGUGUAAACGAAUCACCAUUAGAAGAGAAAACUCACAUCCGUUGGUUGGAUCACAAUCACGAAUCGCUCGAUACGGAGAGGGUGCCGUCUAAUCGGACACGGACGCUCGUGAGCUUUCUUUCGCCGGAGGACGGUAAACAAGGGCUGGUAAGCCUGAGCCGCUCGAUUGGUGAAUCCGUCCGGCGUCGGGAUCUGUUUCCGUCCGAUGUGAGCAUCGAGUUUUUAGACAGUCGGCUACAAGCAUCGUCCGGGUAUGUGCCCGAUCCGGAUUUAGCGAUUUACUUCGGUGAAGUAUGUUCCACGUAUGGGCUGCUGCCGUGGCAGAUACGGUUGACAGAAUUUAUGCAGCUUGGCUGGUGCCUGGAGGACAGCAACGAGCAUCAUUUCGUCGAUUGUUUGCUGCGGUUUGCGAAAUGUGAGCAACGGUUGGGAACGUAGAUGAAGAUCGUUAUUGCAUCAGCAGCCGAUUUUAGAAAGGAAGAUAAAAGUCAAUACCAUUUUAAGACAACUUUAGCGCCGGUAGUGUAAACAAAACAAUCUAAUGUCGUAAAGCUGUGUUUAAAACAAUGUAAUAGCAUUUAAAAUUAAGCAUAUUGGUUGUAUAGCGUUGAUUGAAAGUAAAGGAAAAAUUUACAUCACGUACAACAACUCGUUUUGUGAAGAUUUUUUCUAUAAGUCACGAAAUAUAGCAAUUUACAACAUUUUUAAAA
Messenger RNA from Anopheles funestus (African malaria mosquito), 1199 nucleotides. It is a transcript of the gene Tango14, whose product is annotated as dehydrodolichyl diphosphate synthase complex subunit nus1. Gene Ontology annotation, molecular function: ditrans,polycis-polyprenyl diphosphate synthase [(2E,6E)-farnesyl diphosphate specific] activity. The coding region runs from base 109 to 927 and encodes 272 amino acids. Lineage: Eukaryota; Metazoa; Arthropoda; Insecta; Diptera; Culicidae. The record is from RefSeq and is a predicted model, not a curated record. The transcript is spliced from 2 exons. Gene Ontology annotation, cellular component: dehydrodolichyl diphosphate synthase complex; endoplasmic reticulum membrane.